AGGUGCAAGAUGUGGUUGUUCAUUGCAACCUUGUUUUUGACACAAGCAGCUGCAAACUCAGAAGAUGUCAUCGAGCACACAAAGGGUGCAAAUCCUGAGACAUUCAUGAAUAUUAGCCAAAUGAUCUGCUACAGAGGGUACCCCAGUGAGGAGUACGAAGUCCUGACUCGUGAUGGUUACUAUGUCAGACUAAACAGAAUUCCUCAUGGGAGAGAAAAGCCUAGAAAUGGAGGCCCCAAACUAGUCGUGUUUCUUCAGCAUGGGCUACUCGGUGAAGGCAGCAACUGGGUUGAAAAUCUGUCUAACAACAGCCUUGGCUUCAUACUAGCAGACUCUGGCUAUGACGUCUGGCUGGGAAACAGUCGAGGAACACGCUGGUCCCAGAGACACCAGCAUCUUUCCACUGAUCAGGUUGAAUUCUGGGAUUUCAGUUUCCAUGAAAUGGCUAUGUAUGACCUCCCAGCAAUGAUCAACUUUGUUCUGCGGAAGACCGGCCAGAAGCAGAUAUAUUACGUGGGCUACUCUCAGGGUGCCACUAUUGCAUUCAUAGCAUUUUCAUCCAUGCCAGAACUGGCUCAGAAAAUCAAAAUGUUUUUUGCCCUGGCUCCUGCAGUGAUAAUUAAGCACGCCAAAAGUCCAGUUAUGAAAAUGUCAUUCCUGCUUGACAGACAAUUCAAGAUAUUUCAGCUCUUGCUUGGCCAAACGGAUGCCUCACUGCGAAUGAGGAAGCUCUGGAGAUUUCUUCCUGACCUGUGCAGGCACCCAGUCUUGCACAAGCCCUGUGCCACCCUGUUGUUCCUGCUGGGAGGCUACAAUGAGAAGAACCUCAACAUGACCCGUCUGGAUGUAUACACAGCCCACUAUCCUGACAGGACAUCAGUCAAAAACAUGAUACACUGGGCCCAGGUGAUGACCUCAGGAGACUUCAAAGCCUUUGACUACGGCAGUGAAAACCAAGCCAUAUACCACCAGGAGACACCUCCCUCCUACCAGCUGGAGAAGAUGCCCGUGCCCACUGCAGUGUGGUCAGGGGGUGAGGACUGGGCAGCUGACUGGAGGGGCGUGCACCUGCUGCUGCGCCGCAUCAUCCAUGUCAUUUCCUAUGUGCACAUCGCCGACUGGAACCACUGGGACUUCAUCUGGGGCUUGGAUGCCCCCGGGCGCCUCUACAGCCACAUCCUGGCCCUGAUGGAGAGGUCCCGGUAGAGCAGGACCUGGCUCAGCAGGCCGGCUGCAUCUUGUCACAGGGAGGCAGGGGACCGAGAGCAGCCCGU
Molecule: messenger RNA, 1274 nt
Organism: Oxyura jamaicensis (ruddy duck)
Lineage: Eukaryota; Metazoa; Chordata; Aves; Anseriformes; Anatidae
Product: lipase member M-like
Exons: 9
Molecular function (GO): hydrolase activity, acting on ester bonds
Source: RefSeq, a predicted model, not a curated record